This is a messenger RNA of Mytilus californianus (California mussel), 1839 nucleotides long. RefSeq names its product flavin-containing monooxygenase 5-like. Bases 2 to 1675 code for a protein of 557 amino acids. Gene Ontology annotation, molecular function: flavin adenine dinucleotide binding; N,N-dimethylaniline monooxygenase activity; NADP binding. The transcript has 7 exons. Lineage: Eukaryota; Metazoa; Mollusca; Bivalvia; Mytilida; Mytilidae. The record is from RefSeq and is a predicted model, not a curated record.
CAUGAAGAGACGUGUAGCGAUUAUUGGUGCCGGCUGUAGUGGUCUAACAGCAAUAAAAGCAUGCCUAGAGGAACAUCUACAACCUGUCUGCUUUGAGCGAGAAGAUGAUAUUGGAGGACUGUGGAACUAUAACGAUGAACCCAAACUUGGAAAAGGAAGCGUGUUCAGAAGUACUGUUAUCAAUGUAAGUAAAGAAAUGAUGGCGUUCAGUGAUUUCCCUCCACCAAGACAUUACGCUACGUAUGCUCCCCAUCGUCAAGUCUUGGAGUACUUCAAGUUGUAUGCAGAGAACUUUGGACUGCGUGAGUUCAUUAGAUUUGAUACAAGUGUUGAGAAGGUUGAACAGGCUGACGACUAUGAAAAGACAGGACGAUGGACAGUUACCUUUCGAAAGGAGACAACUAAUGAUGUAAAAACAGAAAUAUUUGACGGCGUAAUGGUAUGUACCGGACAUCAUACAUUCCCUCACAUGCCAGUAUUUUAUGGGAAGAGACAAUUCAGGGGAAGAAUAAUGCAUUCACACAGCUACAGAGACAGCACAGAAUUUGAAGACAAAACAGUUCUUAUAGUUGGUUUGGGAAAUUCGGGAGUUGAUAUAGCAGUUGAUCUGUGUAAACAUGCAAAGCAGGUUUAUUUAAGUUCAAGAAGAGGUGCAUGGGUUAUAAGCAGAAAAUUUCUUUGUGGAAUUCCAGCUGAUGCAUUUGCAAACACCAGACUAUUAUUUUCCUUGCCUAAAUCUUUCCUGAAGUGGGCAUUUCAGUUUUUUGCCAAUUUACAUUUUAAUCAUGGAUUAUUCGGAUUGAAACCAGAACACAGAGGGCUCGAAACCCACCCUACAAUCAGUGAUGACCUUCCAGUAAGAAUGUUAUCAGCACAGGUGAUCCUAAAACCAAACGUCCGGCAUUUCACAGAAACUGGUGUUAUUCUAGACAACAAUGAAUGUAUUGAAGUUGAUGAUGUUAUCUUUGCAACAGGAUAUGAUUUUAAAUUUCCAUUUAUUGAUGAUCGAUUGAUAUCAGUCGACAAGAACAAAGUAUUUCUGUACAAGUAUAUGUUCCCGCCACACCUUCCUUACCCAACACUGGCAAUUAUUGGACUGGUCCAGGUUAUUGGUGCUGUCAUGCCAGUCUCAGAAAUGCAAUGUCGUUGGUUUACAAGACUUUUAAAAGGAAAGAAUACACUACCUUUCCGGGAGAUAAUGGAGGAAGACAUAGAACAGAAAAGAAAAGGUUCUCGCUAUGUUAAAACUCAACGACAUACAAUACAGUCAUUUUAUAUUGAAUACAUGGAUGAGCUUGCACAGGAAAUAGGCGCUAAACCAAACUUGUUCCGAAUGCUUUUUAAAGACCCCGUUUUGGCUUUCCACUGUUUGUGCAGUCCCUGUAUUCCUGCCCAGUACAGACUUUUUGGUCCGUGUAAAUGGGAUGGAGCCAAGGAGUGCAUCAAAACAGCAUGGCAACGAAGUUUAUCCCCCUUGUCAGAAACGUCAUUUCCCUGGAACAGAAAUGGCACCAAGAAAGGUUCGACCGACGACAAAAAAGGUUCGACCAACGACGACAAAAAAGGUUCGACCGACGACGUCAAGAAAGGUUCGAACGACGACAAAUUCACUACUACUAUACUUCUAGUAACAGUGCUCGUCUUAAUAGUAGUUUACAUGUAUUUUUUCAACUAGAAAUCACCUGAGAAAUGGUAACUUUUAAAGAUGGAUGUUAUUUGUGGAGUAUACCAUUUUAUUUACUGUAUACCCCGAGUCUAUAAACUGAUGUAAAUGUACAGUUUAAAGUCGUACAGUGCAAGUAAAUUUCAAAUCUGUCAAUCCAGGUUCAACUUAUAAAU